GGUAAUGACACAAGCAGCUGCACUGACAGGAGAGCAUGACAGCUUUGACAUUUUCAUCGCGCACUCUGUGCACCGCGCCUCUUUUUUCUUAUUAACGCAAGCCUAGAAAUCAGAAGCACUCGAGACUCGCCCGCGCACAGGAUUACAUAUACACACACCUCUUCAUCCCAUGUUUAUAGGAUAUACCGAAGUCAGGGAAUCGACCAAGUGGGAGAACAGGAAUACGGGUUAGGUUAUACUUGUGCCUGCACCCAGCCGGAGAUGCCAGGACCUUACAGCCUUUUCGGCAUCAUGUAGAACAUGAUGCCCUGCAAGCCCGUGUUGAUAAGGAGGAGUGAAGUGGACGGAGUGAUGAAUACUUCCCUGACCGAAUCUUCAAAUGUUAAUGCCGGCAAGAUGGAGAAACAGACCUUGGUGACGGCUAUCAGUUUGUCCAUGAGCCUGGCAUCACUGGCACUUCUCAUCACCGCUAUCAUGACCGACCACUGGUACGAGACGGACACUACACGACACAGGCAGAACUGCGACCAGUUCGGGCCGGACGCCAACGACCAGAAGAACCGGCGGAUGCCCAUCUAUCACCUGCCCCUGAUGGACAGCAGCAAUCCUCGGAGGAACCAGGCGCUGCUCCGGGCGAUCCACGUCGGGAGUAGAGAGGAGGAGCUCCUGGAAAACUGGCGGUCAAUUUUGGGAAUGGGAAUUUUAGAAACGGAAUGCGGGCGGCCUCUUUUCUCCACUUACUCUGGACUUUGGAGGAAAUGUUAUUAUCUAGGAAAGGACAGGGACAUCGACAACCUCAUUGCCAAGGGUAUAGCCCAGCGAUGCAUCAACAUCAAGUACCAUUUCUCCCAGCCCAUCCGGCUCCGCAACAUCCCGCUCAACCUGACCCGCACCAUUCAGCAGGAUGAGUGGCACCUCUUACACCUGCGGCGGAUCACGGCGGGGUUUCUGGGUAUGGCAGCAGCCGUUCUGUUGUGUGGCUGCAUCGUGGCGUCUGUCAGCUUCGCCUGGGAGAAGAGUCUCACUCAGCACGUCUCUGGGCUGCUCUUUCUCAUGGCAGGGAUCUUCUGCACCAUCUCCCUGUGUACCUACGCGGCCAACGUGUCCUACGACCUGGCCAGGGUCCCUCCCUUCAUCUACGGGCUGCCCGCUGACGUGGAGCAUGGCUACAGCUGGUCCAGCUUCUGUGCCUGGCUCAGUCUGGGGCUGACAGUGGCGUCUGGAUGCCUGUGCACCACUUUCCCCAUUCUCAGCCAUAGCAACAGCAAAGCCCAGCAGGGCAAGGGAAAGGCUGCCCCCAAUGACUGUGUUUGACACACACCUUACUGCAUUUGAUAAACACUUUGCUGUGUGUUACACACACACACACACACACACACACACACACACACACACACACACACACACACACACACACACACACACACACACACACACACACACACACACACACACCUUGCCUCAGCUGCAGCAAGGGCCUACAGGCAGAGUCUAAGAUGUCUGUGUCUACUGUGUUUAAUGAGUCUGACAAACACCUCACAGCAUUUCACACCUCUUAUAGCAUCUUUCACAUCAACUCUGAGCUGCAGCAAGGGCCUACAGACCAACACCUUCAGACACCUGGAUGACUAACCCAUAAACAGCUGCAGCAGGCGGCUGGGACUAAUGCUGACUGCUGCAUUUUCAGUCUGAAAACACUUCUGCGUCAACCAUGCUUCCACUAGACCCUGCAUCUAAAUCGAGGUCACUUCCAUGGAGCAAAACGUCCUGGAAUUAUGGAACCAUAAUAUAUACAGUGAGCUCCAAAAGUAUUGGGACAGUGACACAUUUGUUGUUUUGGCUCUGUACCCCAGCACUUUGGAUUUGAAAUGAUACAAUGAC
Molecule: messenger RNA, 1881 nt
Organism: Salmo salar (Atlantic salmon)
Lineage: Eukaryota; Metazoa; Chordata; Actinopteri; Salmoniformes; Salmonidae
Product: transmembrane protein 178A
Biological process (GO): regulation of cytosolic calcium ion concentration; negative regulation of osteoclast differentiation
Cellular component (GO): endoplasmic reticulum membrane
Source: RefSeq, a predicted model, not a curated record